Macroventuria anomochaeta is the source of this 1950-nucleotide messenger RNA. RefSeq names its product acetoacetate-CoA ligase. The record is from RefSeq and is a predicted model, not a curated record. The transcript is spliced from 4 exons. Gene Ontology annotation, molecular function: acetoacetate-CoA ligase activity. NCBI's taxonomy places the organism in Eukaryota, Fungi, Ascomycota, Dothideomycetes, Pleosporales, Didymellaceae. Gene Ontology annotation, cellular component: cytosol. Bases 1 to 1950 code for a protein of 649 amino acids. Gene Ontology annotation, biological process: lipid metabolic process.
AUGUGGAAUGCCAGUGGGUUGAUCUACGAAGGUAGCUACAGCAAGGUUGUAGACACCUCAAUACCCAUGGACAGUAUACCGCUAUGGUUCGAAGGUACACGAUUGAACUUUGCCGAGAACAUCUUGUACUCUGCUUCACCAACAGACCCCUCAAUACGAACCACAGAGCACAAAGAAGACGCCAAAAUUGCUCUGACAGAAGUCCGCGAGGGCAACACGGAAGUCCGACAUCUAUCAUGGAGCGAGCUAAGGCGGAAAGUGGCUUUGCUAGCAAAUGCUCUUCUUGCAAAAGGUGUCAAGAAAGGCGACAGGGUUGCAGUGGUUGCAAGCACCAGCUCCGACACCUUCAUCACGUUCAUGGCGAUCGUGAGUAUAGGAGGUCUCUUCAGUUCCAGCAGUACGGACAUGGGAACCAAAGGCGUCCUGGAGCGACUUUUGCAGAUCAAGCCAGCGUACAUUUUUAUCGAUGACUGGACCGUCUACAACGGAAAGACCAUCGAUCUGCGCCCGAAGAUCAAAGAGAUUGUAGAAGUCAUGACAGGAGUGACUGAGUUCAAGGAAGUUGUUACGCAGCCUCGUUUUCCAGGAAAGCCGGCUAGUCUGCAAGGUGUGCCACGCAGCGUCACUCUCAUAGACUUCGUCAAGGCUGCCGAGGGAAAUGAGGCCUUGACUUUCGAGAGAGUGGCUUUCAGAGACCCAUUCCUGAUCGUCUACUCCAGCGGCACCACCGGUGUGCCCAAGUGCAUUGUCCACUCUACUGGUGGUGUCCUGAUCAGCAUAAUAAAAGAAAGCAAACUGCACCGUGAGAUGGGCCCUGACAACGUUGUGUUGCAGUAUACCACGGCAAGAACUCGAACCGGUUGGAUCAUGUACCUUGUCUCAGUACAAUGCUGUCUUUUCGGCAGUCGAUCCGUACUGUACGAUGGAUCGCCCUUCAUCCCUUCCGCGCAGAAGUUCCUCUCCGUUCUCGAGGAACAGCGGGUCACCAACUUCGGCACAUCGCCUCGCUUCCUACAGGAACUACAGAAAUACGAUAUUGUUCCAAGGAACCUGUUCGAUCUGUCGGCUCUGCGCUCCGUAUGCACGACCGGCAUGGUACUAUCGGACUCACAGUUCGAAUGGUUCUACGAUGUUGGCUUCCCUUCGACAGUCCACCUGGGUAACAUUUCCGGUGGCACCGAUCUCGCAGGCUGUUUCGGCAUCGAGAACCCUCUUGACCCUGUUUUUAGCGGAGGCUGCCAGGGUCCAUGUCUGGGCACGAAGCUGGAAGUUUUCGACAGCACUAUCGAAGAUGGCCCUGGCAAGGCUGUGCCCCACGGUGAGCCCGGUGAACUCGUUGCGACCGCAUCGUUCCCGAACCAGCCAGUAUUCUUCUGGGGUGACGAGAGCGGAGAGCGGUAUCGGGACGCUUACUACACGCGCUUCCCUCAUGUUUGGACGCACGGCGACUUCAUCCAGAUUCAUCCUUCGACUGGCCAAGUUUUGUUCUUGGGUCGUGCAGAUGGUGUAUUGAACCCUAGCGGCGUGCGCUUCGGCUCUGCCGAGAUUUACUCAGUCAUUGAGACAUACUUUCCGGAAGUGGCCGAUAGCAUCUGCGUGGGUCAGCGCCGACCGCACGAUAACGACGAAAGCGUGAUGCUCUUCUUGAAGAUGAACGAGGGACACGAAUACAAGGGAGAUUUGGUGAAGCGCAUCAAAGACAAGAUCGCGAGCGAAAGAAGUCGGAGACAUGUGCCCAGAUACGUUUUCCAGACUUGGGACAUCCCGACUACUGUAAACCUGAAGAAGGUGGAGUUGCCCGUCAAGCACAUUGUGUCUGGCAAGAUCAUCAAGCCCAGUGGUACACUGGCGAAUCCUGGAAGCUUGAAGUACUACGAGCAGUUUGCGAAGGAUGAGGUUUUGCAGGCAGCAGAUGAGAGAGAUGCACCACAGCUCAAGAGCAAGCUUUAG